Olea europaea var. sylvestris is the source of this 692-nucleotide messenger RNA. RefSeq names its product mannosyl-oligosaccharide 1,2-alpha-mannosidase MNS1-like. Gene Ontology annotation, cellular component: Golgi membrane; endoplasmic reticulum. Gene Ontology annotation, molecular function: calcium ion binding; mannosyl-oligosaccharide 1,2-alpha-mannosidase activity. The coding region runs from base 25 to 624 and encodes 199 amino acids. The transcript is spliced from 4 exons. Gene Ontology annotation, biological process: N-glycan processing; carbohydrate metabolic process. Lineage: Eukaryota; Viridiplantae; Streptophyta; Magnoliopsida; Lamiales; Oleaceae. The record is from RefSeq and is a predicted model, not a curated record.
GUGAUUUUCUCAUUUGCUAUUCAGAUGGAUGAACUCGCAUGUUUUGCUCCAGGGAUGUUAGCAUUAGGAUCUACUGGCUAUGGUCCUGAUGAGGCUAGGAAGUUCUUAUCAUUGGCAGAAGAGCUUGCUUGGACAUGUUAUAAUUUCUACCAAUCAACACCUACGAAAUUGGCUGGGGAGAACUACUACUUUAAUUCAGGACAGGAUAUAAGUGUGGGAACAUCAUGGAACAUAUUAAGGCCCGAGACAGUUGAAUCACUCUUUUACCUCUGGCGCUUGACUGGUAAUAAGACAUAUCAGGAGUGGGGAUGGAACAUCUUUCAAGCAUUUGAAAAGAACUCCCGCAUAGAGACAGGAUAUGUUGGAUUAAAGGACGUUAAUACUGGUGUAAAAGACAACAUGAUGCAAAGUUUUUUCCUCGCAGAGACACUUAAAUAUUUCUAUCUUCUUUUCUCACCUCCUUCGGUCAUUUCAUUGGAUGAGUGGGUUUUCAACACAGAAGCUCACCCUAUAAAAAUAGUCACCCGGCACGACCAGGUAGAGAAGUCGGGAGUCUCAGGAGGACAACAUAAUUCAGAGACCCUAUCACGAGCUAGGAAAGAAGGGCGCUUUAGAGGCAAUUAGGAAAUUUUGUUAUAUAUCAUUGAUUCCCGUUCUGAAUUCAAGGCUUCAUUGACAUGAAGAACUGAAGA